This is a messenger RNA of Felis catus (domestic cat), 1665 nucleotides long. RefSeq lists its product as uncharacterized. Gene Ontology annotation, molecular function: RNA-DNA hybrid ribonuclease activity; nucleic acid binding. The transcript is spliced from 2 exons. The coding region runs from base 641 to 1519 and encodes 292 amino acids. The record is from RefSeq and is a predicted model, not a curated record. Lineage: Eukaryota; Metazoa; Chordata; Mammalia; Carnivora; Felidae.
GACCUGGGUGAGUACAGAAGGGAGCACCCUGGCCACACCCUUCUACAGUAUGUAGAUGACAUCCUGAUUGCUGCCAACACUGCCAAAGACUGUGAGCGAGGGACCCAGGACCUGCUGGCUACCCUGGGGCCCUUAGGGUACCGGGCAUCCGGGAAGAAGGCUCAGAUAUGCAGGGAGAGGAGAAGUAAGAGAAUUCCUAGGAUCGGCCAGCUACUGCCGCCUCUGGGUUCCGGGUUUUGCUGAGAUCGCCAGGCCCCUAUAUGAAGCUACCAAAGAGGGGAAAACAUUUAAAUGGGCUGAAAAAGAAGAAACUGCCUUUAAUCGGUUAAAAAAGGCUCUCCUAUGUGCCGCAGCCCUGGGCCUACCAGACAUUACGAAGCCCUUCCACCUCUUUGUAGACGAACAUAAGGGAAUAGCAAAAGGGGUUCUAACUCAAGCCUUAGGCCCCUGGAACCGCCCAGUGGUUUACCUGUCCAAGAAGCUAGACCCAAUAGCUGCCGGCUGGCCGCCAUGCCUAAGAAUUAUUGCAGCGACAGCACUCCUAGUCAAGGACGCAGACAAACUGACCCUAGGACAGGAGAUCUGGAUCACUACCCCACACGCCAUUGAAGGGGUCCUGAAACAGCCUCCUGAUAGAUGGAUGAGCAACACACGUAUGACUCAUUACCAGAGCCUCCUACUCAACCUUCCGUGGGUGUGGUUCUACUCCAGUGUGGCCCUCAAUCCUGCAACCCUGCUGCCCGAUCCUGACCUAGGUGCUCCACUACAUGACUGUGCAGGAAGCCUGGAACAAGUACAUGGAUUCUGGACGGACCUGACCCACCGGCCCCUCCCUGAUGCCCAGGCUCCUUGGUUGACUGAUGGUAGCAGCUUUGUACGAGCCGGACACAGGUAUGCAGGUGCAGCGGUGGUCACCGAAAUGGACACCGUAUGGGUGGAGGCUCUACCCUCUGGAACGUCAGCCCAGCGAGCAGAGCUCAUAGCCCUCACCAAGGCGCUGAUGCUGGGAGCUGGAAAAUGGCUUAACAUCUACACAGACAGCUGUUAUGUGUUUGCCACAGCUCAUAUUCAUGGGGCAAUUUAUCAGGAGAGGGGGUUACUGACGGCAGAAGGAUGGACUAUAAAAAAUAAACAAGAGAUACUUGACCUGCUUACGGCCUCAUGGCUUCCUGCCAAGCUAGCCAUUAUCCACUGCCAAGGGCACCAAAAAGCUGAUAACCCAGUAGCUAGAGGUAAUCAAAAGGCUGACCAGGCAGCCAAGGCAGUAGCCCUUACUCCAGUCCCCACCAUGACCAUACAACUACCAGACCCGGGAGACCCAGUUUUACCAGACCAGCCCAAAUACUCCCAGGAGGAGUUACAGCGGAUCAAGAAACUCCCCAUGGCCCAGGAGAUAAAGGGAUGGUCGUAUACACCUAACAAGGAGCUUGUGCUGCCAGACCAGCUCGGAGUCUCAGUAUUAGAGCACAUGCAUCAGUCUACUCACAUGGGGGCCCGAAAAUUAAAAGACUUAAUCUGACAUGCCAGAAUCAAGAUGCACCAACAGGACACCAAAAUAGAGCAAGUUGUAUCUGCCUGCAAGACCUGCCAACUCACCAACGCGAGAGCCACAUCAAAUAAAAAAGGAACCAGGCUCAGAGGCACCAGACCGGGAGCCCAAUGGGA